This is a messenger RNA of Trichogramma pretiosum, 1668 nucleotides long. RefSeq lists its product as uncharacterized. The transcript has 3 exons. NCBI's taxonomy places the organism in Eukaryota, Metazoa, Arthropoda, Insecta, Hymenoptera, Trichogrammatidae. The coding region runs from base 74 to 1414 and encodes 446 amino acids. The record is from RefSeq and is a predicted model, not a curated record.
UGUUGUCUGAUGUCUUACACAUCAAAUAUUCGAAUAAAAAUUUAUUGUUUGAUCAGUGCCAGAGCAUUUCGACAUGAGGGACAGUAGGAUGGGAUAUUUAUAUGUGAAUUGUGAAUAUUUUUUCCACAAACAUCGGGCUGAUAUACUUAUUAAUUUGGUAAAUUAUUUAGAUAGUAACGAAAUUGAAGAAGAACAAUUAGAGGAUGAAAAUAUGUUAAAGAAUAUAAUACAUGAGGGAAUGGGAAGAUUUAUGGGAUCUGAUAUUCCGUUGUUAUAUUUAAACAAUUUUAAAAGUACGAUUCUUACUUAUAAAAUUGAUUAUUUGAAGACGGUAAAUUUAUAUCGAUUAAAUUAUGCCAUAUUGGCAGUCGCUUGUGUUGAAUAUGCCAUGUACCCUGACCAAAAUUAUGAACAAUAUUUGAACAUAUAUUCUUGUAGUAGAUCGUCCUCAAAGAAGCUGUAUAAUAAGCUGAAUAGUUUUCCAGAUCGAAAAGAACAAAAAGAUAGCAUACUUGUAUCAACUAGAUCUUUUUUCAAGUGCCUUAAGUUAAAAGAUCAACCUGAUUUCUUGAAAAUGAUCAGAGCAUAUUUAAAAAAUAUUGAAAUAGAUAAUUAUGAAUUAUCUUAUAUACGAGAAGCAUCGAUUAAAUUUAUACAUGAUAAUGAAGCUAGCUAUACUGCUAAACAGCAGCUCCGUUCAUCUACGCAGGCAGGUUCAUCGAAACCAGUAAAGCGUAAACUUACUUCCCUUAUGAACCCUCUUAACCAAACAGAAAAAUGUAAAACUUUAAUGACUAAAGAAUAUUUUUUGAACAAAUGUAAUGCAAAUGCUAUUAUAAAUUUACAAGAAUAUUUAAUUGUUGAGGAAAUUGAAGAUGAAAGUUUAGAGGAUAAAAGGCUUUUAUGGGACAUGCUUCAAAAAGCCAUGAAAAGAUUUCUGAAGAAAAAACUACCAACAAAUUUAGAAUUCAACACGUUUAAAAGUACACUCCUUAAUUUUAAAGUUGAUUAUUUAAAGGUAGCUAAUCUAUACCGAAUUAGCCACGGGAUAUUGGUAGUUGCUUGCAUUGAGUAUAUCUUGUUCCCUGGAAAAAGUGAUGAAGAAUAUUUAAAAAUAUAUUCUUGCAACCAAAGGAACGCGCUCAAGUUAUAUAAUAAACUGCGAGGAUUUUCAGAACAAAAGGAAAAAAAUACUGCCAUAGUUAAGUCGGCUAGAUCUUUUUUCCGGUACUCUACAUUUCUAAACAAUACUGAAAGCUCGAAAGCAAUACGAUCGUACUUAGGAAGCAUUGAAAUUAAUGAUGAUGAGUUAAAGUACAUAAAGGAAGCAUCAAUUCAAUUAAUACAUUAUAAUGCAGCUAACUACACCGUUAACACGCCCCCAAAUAUCAUUGUUCCGAUCGAAGAUCGUUAAUUUUUGCCACGAACGAUCGGCAGCUUCAUUUAAUCACAGGAGAUGUGCCAUCGGUAAAUUCUGUUAAUUUAUUAGUCGUAUCAAAAACUUCAUGACCACCGAAAAAUUGUAGAAGUUCGCGGUCAUUUGAUGCAUGCUAAAUUGUGUACAUUAUCAAAAGAAAAAACUGUAAUUUCAUCAGAAAAUGACUUAAUUGUUAGCAAUCUAAUGCAAUUAAUCUUUUAGUCCUAUUUAAUAAAACAUUUUUAAUAAAA